AUGCCAAACGCAGACGCAUCGAGCGACGGCACUGACGCUGUCUUCCAUGCUUCCUCUGGCGGCGGCGUGUUCCCGUCCCGGCCAACACAUUACGAAAACCCUCUGCAGCGCAAGCUCACUAACGAUCCGAAGAAUGUGGAUGUUGAACUAGCAUCAGUCACCGAGGAAGGAGACUAUGAUGAGAGAGACUUUCACAAGAAACAGGUGUUCAGCGGAUUGACACUAGCUUGGCUGUCAUACCAAUCCCUUGGAGUUAUCUAUGGAGACAUAGGGACCAGCCCGCUGUAUGUCUACUCAUCCACAUUCAGCAGUGAACCGAGUCGUGAAGAUGUUCUCGGUGCGGUCUCCUUAAUUAUCUGGUCCCUCACCAUUAUGGUCACUGUCAAAUAUGUUUGCAUUGUCCUGAAUGCAGACGACGAGGGCGAGGGUGGUACAUUUGCCUUGUACUCGCUGAUCUCCCGCUAUGCCAAUCUAGUUCGCCGCGAUCCUCGUCACCACAAUAUGCUUCGCAUGCAAAGAUAUGCUACAGAUGAUUUACAAAAGCCGAACUUGGUGACUCGGAAUGUUAUAGAGCGGAGCACGUUCAUGAAGUGGACGUUCAAGGUGGUCGGGGUCUUUGGUGUUUCACUGCUGCUGGCAGACGGUGUUCUGACACCGGCUCAGUCAAUCCUCGGGGCCAUUCAAGGUAUUACCGUCGUCAAUCCCGAGCUCUCUUCCUCAACUGUGGUUGGUGUGUCUUGUGCCAUUCUCGUCGUCGUGUUCUUGAUCCAGCCUUUUGGUACGAGUAAGAUAGCAAACACUUUCGCACCGAUAGUGAUUGUUUGGCUGUUAUUCAACCUGAGUUUUGGGAUAUACAAUCUUGUCAUGUACGAUGCAUUUGUCUUGAAAGGCUUCUCGCCAUACUUUGCCGGAGCUUUCUUGGUGCGGAAUGGGCGUGCUGGCUGGCUGCAGCUUGGUGGCAUCCUGCUUGCCUUUACGGGGGUUGAAACCUUGUUCGCAGAUCUCGGUGCUUUUAGCAAAAGAGCUGUGCAGAUCUCUUGGCUCUGUUUUGCGUACCCAUGCCUCUUGAUUUCGUAUAUCGGACAAGGCGCCCAUAUCAGCCGUGUCCCCAGUGCAUAUGCCAAUCCGUUCUAUCUCACUGUUCCACCAGGCAUGCUGUACCCAAGUCUUGUGAUCGCGGUCCUUGCCUGCAUUGUCGCAAGCCAGGCUGUCAUCACCGGUUCAUUCCAGCUUCUCUCGCAAAUCAUGAAGCUUUCUUACUUCCCGCAAGUCAAAAUCUACCACGUCUCAAAGAUAUUCCAUGGUCAGGUCUACAUUCCCAUCGCCAAUUGGCUCAUGAUGAUUGGCACGAUCAUCGUGACUGCUGUCUAUAACAACACAACCGCCCUGGGAGAAGCGUACGGUGCUUGCGUCAUCCUCGUGUCCUUCCUCACCACUUGCAUGGUGACUGUAGUUGCUCUCAUUGUAUGGAGACUGCCCAUCUACCUCGUUCUGCCGAUCUUCAUCAUCUUCGCCCUGUGGGAUGGCAUGUUCCUCUCCGCCGCGCUGAGCAAAGUUCCGCACGGUGCUUGGUUCACCCUCAUGCUUGGAGUUGUCUUGACCCUCAUAUUCGUGCUGUGGCGGUACGGCAAAGAAGAACAAUGGACCGCCGAGGAAUCUGACAAUGUGCCCCUGUCCCGGACAACGCUCCUGCGCGACAACCAGCUCGUUCUCCACCCUGACCUAGGUGGCUCGACCAUCACCCCCAUAAGCGGGCUCGGUAUCUUCUUCGAUAAAUCUGGCAAUUCGGCCACCACCCCAGCGGUCUUCCUCCAUUUCAUCCAGAAAUUUGGCGCCGCUCCGGAGGUGUCCGUGUUCUUCCACCUACGGCCCUUAUCCGUUCCAACCGUUGCGCCUAGCGAGAGGUACACAGUCAUACGCUGCCAGACAUACGGUAAUGGGCCAGGGAAGCAACCCAUCCCGAACUGCUUCAGGCUUAUUGUUCGCCACGGCUACACGGAUGAAGUCGUCACCCCAGACCUGGGAAUCCUAGUUCUGGAUCAGAUCCGGGGAUUUCUGGCUCGAGAAAGCCCGUCCGCCGAUUCGGCAGACGCACGCAAGGAGACCGAUGCCCUUCAUCGUGCGUGGAAGUCGCAGGUUAUCUAUAUAGUGGGCAAGGAGCAGCUUCGUAUUGCAAGGGAGACCAAUUUCUUUCGUCGGAUGGUACUAAUGGCAUUCCUGUGGAUGCGAGACGCGAGCAGGACCAAGAUCCAGCAUCUAAAUGUACAGGCUGAUCGGGUGGUGGAGGUUGGGUUUGUCAAGGAGAUGUGA
Messenger RNA from Aspergillus lentulus, 2310 nucleotides. Its product is annotated as potassium transporter 19. Gene Ontology annotation, biological process: potassium ion transmembrane transport. The record is from RefSeq and is a predicted model, not a curated record. Gene Ontology annotation, cellular component: membrane. Lineage: Eukaryota; Fungi; Ascomycota; Eurotiomycetes; Eurotiales; Aspergillaceae. Gene Ontology annotation, molecular function: potassium ion transmembrane transporter activity.